ACCUUGCAUUGCUAUUCCAAUUACGAAGAGUUUUGAGGAUGGGUGUCAAAAAACUAUAUACUCUGAUACAAGAAUAAGAGCAAGAGGAAGUAGAUAAAUAAGAACAAUACGAUCGUUACCCUCUCCAUGGUUAGUCCCCCCCCCACUAAAGAAACGUAGCAAUUCUCGCUCUUGAGGCAAGAAGUGGAACUAUAAUCCCAAGCUUCAUCCUUCAUUCAACAUGGAUUCCUUGGCUGCUGCUGAAAUGACUGCAACAAUUGUUGAUGGUGCACAGGAAACUACUGCUAGACCUAACAAUGAUGAUUUUAUCAAUGCAGAUCGAAUUGAAGAAAUGUGCAAGAAAUCAUUUGAACCAGAGCAACAACAGUUAAACCUGUUGGUUAAACAACUUACGGCAUUGUGUGCCAAAAAACUGUCAGGUGCGAGCACAUCUGUUCAGAAUCAAAAGCCACCCAGCAGUACACAUGUCGAAAAAAAUUAUGCUCUAUAUUGUCAAAGAUGUGGAUCAUUAAAAGUCACUAAGAUACCAGGUGGCAGUGUUACAUAUGUUGUUGCCUCUGAAAAGUAUAUUAGUUCAGAAGUAAAUGAGGAAUUGGCAGAUAGACUUUUCCUCUCUUCUUUGCUACCUCAUGUCAGAAAUAUUCCUGAUUGCCAUAAACUUGAUUGGCAAAUUAAAUGCAUGAGGCUUUUUAAGAGGUAUCUACGACGACGGAAUAACAUAUGAUAACAUGAAUGAUCCGUUCUUUGUAUUAUAAUUGUAUAUAGUCUGUAAUAUAAUUGAACAUACAUCUUGUAAAUAAAUUUAAUAAUUAAUUAUAUUUGCUAAUAAGGUCUUUUCAUAGUAUCCCCCAACAUCAUUCAGUAUCAUGAACAUAAUGCAAAUGCAAUUGAAGUGUAAGUUAAUUCACUAAGAUACAUAGCUAUUUUUGCGAAUGAGGAACCCUUAAAUUUAUGACAUUCUGUACAUAUUUAACACACUUGAUUUAAUAAUGAAAGUAUUGUUCAAGGAAUAAUACCGAACUUAAUUUGUAGCUCAUUCUUUUUUUUUUUUAUGAAAAUGAUUCCUCUUUUCAUACUGUCUUAUUAAUUUCUCAGGUAUACUUCUUUCUCCCAGAUCUACAAAAUGUGGCUAAAAUUGAUAAUAUAAUAAGUGGAAAUGAUAGUACAUCAGUAUUCAAUUUCCUAUAUUUUUUUUGGGUGGGGGGUGAGAGGGGGAAAUCAUUUUGUAUCUCCUAAUAAUAUGAUAAUUUCAUCGCAGCUAUAUACACUUCUUGAAGUAGUUAAGUUUUCAUUCAGAAACCUUGCCAAAAACUCUGGCAACCUUUGCAAAUUCUGUUAUUGUUAAAAUAAAAAAAAUAUUGUAAUGAUAGUGUAAAAGAGAGAAUCACUUUAUUUUCAUAAAAUAUAAAGGAUUGCUGCCCAAUUAUAUUGGGUUGCUAUACACACAGCAUACUCUUCUAUCCUUAGGACAAUAUAUGAACUUAAAUAUAAAUAUACGGAAGUCUUACUUAAUAUUAGUAAAAUAUAUAUAUAUAUAUAUAUAUAUAUAUACAUUUUUAUUUUUAUUUUUUCCCCUUUUCCUUCUUUUCAUUAUUUAUGCUUUUUUUUUUCUUUCCUUUAACAUUUAGUUUCCCUUCUCUCUCUUUAUCUCUAUUGUUUUCAAUUAUUCAUUAAAUAAAUACAUAAAUUAAAACUCUCGGGCUAGCCAUGCACGUGGUGGUGAAUGAUUCCCAGGGAGUCGAGGACUAUAUUUUCAGCCAACCUCGCUACAUCCUUAAUGUCGACACCUAGUUCCUUGAGGAAGCUCCUUGUUCUUUUUGGGAUAGUUCCGCAAGACCCAAACCAUAGGCCUCUCAAAUAAUAAAUAACAAAAAUAUUCCAAUUUCUAGUCUGAAGAUGGGAUAAGAAUGUGAUCCUGAAAAUUCAUAAAAAUAAAGAAGAAUUGGGAGAGUAAAUGCUGUUAUUAAAACUUGUCAAAUACAUUUUUGUAAGCGAUUUGGCUGAAAGGGUACAUACAGAUGCCCAUUGAUCAUUGAAAAUAAUUCAUAAUUCUGUGUUACUACUUGAAUAUCAUAUGAGUGCUGCAUAUCCAUCUUCUUAGCUUCAUUAAAUUUUCAUGAAUAACAAUUUUUGUGUGCCAUUUGGGACACUGGCAGAGUGCACAGGCUGAUCUAUGUGGUGGGGGAGGAGGGCUUUCUUGCUGAAGUCCCUCCAAAUGGUAAAAUAUAACCAGGUCUCAUGAAAUAAAUAUUUAAUAAUUACCUCUAAAAGUAUUAUUCAUGUAAUUUCAUUUAAUAGUACUUGAAGAAUCUUUUAAAUGUACAUUUCAUAUAGAUAGUUAGUUUCUUUCUUUUCUUCAUAAUUAACUAUCCUUAUAUAUUUAAAAAAAAAAAUCUCCAGCUGAAGCCACUCCCCCCCAAAAAAAACUAAAUUCUAGAUCCGCUAAUGGCAGAGUGUAAAUGAAAUAUGAUAAGGAUAACAGGUUCCAUAGAGUAAAUAUUGAUAAUUUUAAAAUAAUUGGAAGAAGAUGGUAAUAUUAAGAUUAGCUGUCUAUAAACAAUUUUCAUACUUGGGCACUCAUUCCGCGCUAAAAAAAAUUUGCAGCACCCUUGGAUUAAAAAUUGGGUAACUUUGUUCACGCCCAUACAUAAUACAGCCUACCCUUUGGUUAAAACUAGUGGUAGGGUGUUUAGUAGGUAUCUGUUUAAUUUAAACAGUUUCUGUUCUUAAACAGAUACAAGGAUUACCUUCCAUUAGGCAGGGACAGGUUCUUAUGAUCAGCGCUGAAUUCAUAGAUGAACUCAACCGUGAGUUUAGGAACCAAGCAAUCUCACAGUACAGGAUUAGUAGGUGGAGACAGCUAUACCGACGGUAAAAUAGGGAAGCACUGAAUAUGUUUAAUUAAACAGCUUUCCGAAACAGAUACAGAAACCUUUUUCAUUAAACAGCUUACAACAGGUACGUAGACAGUUUUCUGAAACAGAUACAGAAACAGCUCUCUUAAACAGAUACAAUCCUUGGUAACCGAUACAGCUCUCCUGUUCCUUCCUAGUUUUUUUUAUGAUAGGUUAAGGAAAAAAAAAUAGUUUCAAGUUUGUGCCCC
Molecule: messenger RNA, 3103 nt
Organism: Nezara viridula (southern green stink bug)
Lineage: Eukaryota; Metazoa; Arthropoda; Insecta; Hemiptera; Pentatomidae
Source: the annotation of a GenBank genome assembly